AAACACUUUCCUCUUUGCUGACCAGGCUCUGACCGACGUGCUGUGUCACGUGGCGGAGGAAAACCAGCGACGGGAGUCCGAGCUCCGCCCCAGCUGCGUUCCCAUGCAGUGCCUUCGCUGCAGGUCAGAGUUCACGCUGCAAGGAGACAGCAGCGAGGAGGAGGCCGGCGGGAGAGCGAGGCGGAUGACACCGAAGGGCGGGGACGAACGGGACGGGGAGGAGCCGACGGAGGCAGAUGGUGAUGAUGACGGCGAAGGACCGGGUAAUAUUUGUCCUGAAUGUGGGAGCGAUCAUGUCGUCCAGCUGGCUGGACAAUCCACACCCUACAGCAGUACGCCCAUCGAUCGCCCUCCAAGGCCCGAGAGCGAGGACGAUCACCUCGAUGUCGCCCAGAGUGCCAAGGACGGCGACGCGGAUGUGAGCAUCAGCAGCAGUCCCACUCUGGAGAGCGGCACCGCCACACAGGAUCCCACCUACGUCACUGCCCAGGGGAGCUCCUUCUUCAACGGGGACGACACCCACAGCCUCUCCUACAACACGGACUGCCAAAGUAAGGAGGACUUGGCUGGGAGCUACCACUACACCGCAAUCUGCGCAACGCCACCAGACGUACAGGCCGAACCUGCGGAGAGACCCUCCCCAAACGGUGGGAACUAAAGAUUAUUGUUCUGA
Molecule: messenger RNA, 673 nt
Organism: Paralichthys olivaceus (Japanese flounder)
Lineage: Eukaryota; Metazoa; Chordata; Actinopteri; Pleuronectiformes; Paralichthyidae
Source: RefSeq, a predicted model, not a curated record